This is a messenger RNA of Zea mays, 1851 nucleotides long. RefSeq lists its product as uncharacterized. NCBI's taxonomy places the organism in Eukaryota, Viridiplantae, Streptophyta, Magnoliopsida, Poales, Poaceae. The record is from RefSeq and is a predicted model, not a curated record. The transcript is spliced from 3 exons. Bases 111 to 1676 code for a protein of 521 amino acids.
UGUUUUUGUUUUCCCUCCCUUGCUCCCUCUCGAACCUCACGGCAGCAAAACCCGAAGAAACCCUCCGACGCCUUCCUCUCCAGCGAUCCGAAGCUUUCUUCGCGACGAAGAUGGCUCGCCCUCCUCCCGCCGGUGCCAUAUCGUCGCGUUGGCGCCCCAUCAUCCUAUCUGGCCUGUGGCGUUCCAGACAGAAGAAAGGUCGGGCCUUCAGCUACAUGAGGAAUCUAAUUGCAGUUCUUCAUGCCAUGGAACCACAAGUGUUGGAGGAUCCCCACUUCCUGGAGAGAUGCCUGAUUCUCGACGGCGUCCCAGCCAGUGUCAGUUCGUUGGACUUGUUUCAGAGUAUCGUGGGUGUGCAGACGGCCGUUUUGGUGCGAGACAUCCAGACUGGCUUCAGGGUUGCUCUCCUCGUCUUCGAUGCCCUUGACAGUACGAUCCAGACACCGCGGGAAGGCCUCUUUGCCACCUGCACUCCGGCUACUUGGCACGGCAAGGAGGUCUCAGUACGCACGUCCAUCCUAGACGGCGUUGCAGAAGGUUCCGCGAGAAGAUGCACGGCACUGGUGCUUCGGUCGCUUGUACCGCCACAGUACAUCCUUGCUGACCAAGACCGGGACUUCCACCUGAGAUGCAUUCUCAUCGGAGCUCGCAGUGGAAGCACAAUCAGCCAAGGAGCCCACGGAUUGUGUGACAUGGCCUGGAAAGUACUAUUUGUUCGGGCCUACGUGGUUGCCGCAAUCGUCCGCAGUGACCGAGAAGCUGGCGUCCUCGUGUACGACGACACCGAGAGCACAGAGCUGGUGGCCCGGAGGGCGCCUCCGUUGAUGUACAAGUUGGGGCUGAAGCUGUACGAUUCGUCCCUGUUUCCGAUGCGUGCUGAUCCUACAGAUCGAGAUGCCUGCAUGCUCCGGCGGCUGCUGCCACCGUGUGUCGCAGAUGGCGAGGAGAGUUACCGGCAUCGCGUGUUGCUGUUGGUUGGGAUGGAUACUCAGAAGCUCGACGCUGCAGAGCUUGCACACUUCCUGCAGUUUGAAGCGGAUCUCGUCCACGCCGCCGAGGCAGUGAUCAUCCACCGGUCAGAGGGACUUGUUGUCGUGGUGCUGGGAAGCUCGGAGGACACGACGCGUCUGCGGCAGACGCCUGAGGAGACAUGGAUACGGUUCUUUGGACAGAAACCCAGCUGUGCCAAUGUCUAUGGAUUUGGAGGACCAGAUAUCUCAUCUGAGCAGAAGAAGAAGGAGCAGCAGCACCAGCCUGUGAUGACGAUGGGGGACACUGCAGCAUUUCAGCAGGUGCGGGAACUCAGGGAAGGUGACAGUGACACUAUCGCGCUCGUCCACUGUCUCAUCAGGUUUUGUGCUUUGGCAACCCCUGAAUGUGUUCUCAGAAGUGGCUUCCCGGAGAGAUGUUUGCUUCUAUCAGGUGUUGUCCAUGGCACUACAUUAUUUGAUCUCUCGGCUAGGCUUUCUGCCUUUGGUGACCAUCAUGUGUCACUACACGAUCUGGAGCGGAAGGCGUUGGUCGUCUUCGUGUGUUGGGAUGGUGCAGCCAGGCUGUUAAGGGAGCCGCAGGAUACCUGGAAAGGUUUGGGGUUCCUCGAGUGCACCCGGGUGCCUGGUGCUGCUGAGCACGCUGGGGUCAUCGUCCAAGAGGUCAUGGACCAGUUGCUGCAGUAACAUGCACACUUGAGCUGAACAUCUUUUGAUAGGUAACGCGUGCUGCGUGUAUGUGCGUACUGUAGUGUAUGUACACUUCAUCUGGUUUUCUGUCCCUAACAACACGACAGCAUUCUGUGAUUGAGAAACUAAAAUAGGUAUUAGAAUAUACAAGGAAAAUUGCUUCUUCAAUUUU